AUAUUUUACAAAUUUCGCGGCAAGGAUUAAUAAAGCGUUACGUAAGUUAUGUCUGAAGAAUCUGCAAUGUCAUUACGUUUCGAUGUGCCGUAUAAAAUUAUAUUUAACUGGCUUCAAACACGAGACGUUCUUCGAUGUAUGCAAGUUUGUAAGUCUUGGAAGGUAUUAAAAUGUUAUUUAAAGUUCAUUAUUAAUCAAAUGUAUAUUAUUAUAUUUGUUGUUUUCUCCAUGUAGUAUUUUAAUAGACUAAUAAAUUAUUAUUAUACCGUAGAAUAUUACAAACAAUAUUAUUGUUGCAACUGCAUAUGAUAUACUGUAUGAUAUCAACAAUAAACAUGAUCAAGGGGCAUGUCUGUCCUAUUCUUUGUUCCUUUAAUGCACCUAUCAAUGUUUUCCCCCUGAGGGGGGUUGCGGGCACCCAGGGGAAUUUUGACAUUUUUAAAAUUUUGUUGUCAAAAUCCCCACUGUUGGGCAAGGAACGGCUGUCAAAAUUCCCCACUAUAUUUCCUAAGAUAACAAGGCACACAUAUGUUUUCCAAUGCGAACAUACAGUCUAUACUGGUUUAAACUUGGUAAAAAUUGAGACACUGUGUAUAAAAUACCUUUAUCGACGAAACUUGAUCGUGGUUCUCCGCCAUACUUGUUACCAGGCCUUUAAUGUCAAAACCGCGCAAAUUUUUCAAGAUGGCGGAUGUCAAAAUUUCCCGACUCUGGGAGUUGAUGCAUAGGUCAAAUUCCCCUCCCUGGUGCUUCAUAGUGUGGUCAAAGUCCCCUGGGUUGCCCGCACCCCCCCCCCCCUCAGGGGGAAAACAAUGAUAGGUGCAUAAUACUGGUAUUUAUAUAGCCAAGACACGAGAACCUGCAAAAGUGCCAAUGGUUGAAACUUCCGCUUCAUGAGUGCACAGUCUGUUUUGCAUUUCUUUCUGUAUCAUGUACUGUAGCAGCAGAUUUUGCAACUUUUAUGUGUGAACAUACAGGGAAUGAUAAAAAUGAUUAAUUUGCCAAUUUAUGGUAGCUGCUACAGUAAACAGUACAACAUAAAGUAUAAAAUGACAACAGAUUACAGAAUUGGAAAGGUCUUAUAAUUUGACUAUGGCAAGUAAUGCAAAUUACAUGUUUACUAGGAAUACAUGGAACAACUGCAAGCGGAGGAAUUAUAUAGUACCCUUGUUACAUGUGUGCUAGGGGAUUUAUAUUGUGACUGUUUUAUUAAAUAAUGCUUUACUAAUGGUAACUAGCAUGCAUAGCAGCCGGGGGUUUUUAAUUGUGGGAGGACUUGCACUGCAGGCAGGAAAAUUAGGGUUAAAGUCUUCCCAGAGACCUGGUAAUAUGCUAAAUAAAUGUAAUUAACAUGCACCCCCAUCCCCCCAGGCUUCCACCCCAAUUGGGUGUUGGAACCAUUGGCAAGAAUAUAACUGGAACGCUACCUUCAGAUAAACUGCCUAUAUUUUUCCGAAAGCCAAAAUCUUUGAGUCGACUGAUUGCGCGCUCUUCACACAUGUGAAAAGACUGGAACUGGCCUUCAAGUUUGGCGUCAAAUUUUUGGUUGAAGGCAGCGUUCCAGUUAUAUUCAUUGGAUAUGGAUCAUGUGCCCCCCAGUUUGUUUUAGCGAGCCAGAUUUUCCAGACUAAUAAAUUAUUUUCCAGAUUAAAAUUGUAAUUUUCUAAUGGAAAUGAACACCACCUCCCCAAUCCUAGAAUACAUUAACCCAUUUAGCCAUCUGGGCACAUUUCCACUUAAAGGGUUAACAGCUGGGUGCAUGGGCACUAGUCUGAUUAACCCAUUGAGUGGCAGCACUCUCCCCCUGGCGAGUAAAAUCGUCUGGCGUUAGACAGAGUAAAAUAAUAAAGUGGGCACAUAAUGCCAUCUGGGCGCAUUGUUAAAUAUCCAAUCAAUCCCUUUGAAAUUUAGCAAAAAUUAGUUGAAAUCAUUAAUUUACUGUAUGACCUCAUGUCACUUAAAAAUAUUAUUUUUGAUAAAUAUUUGAAGUGGGCGCAUAAUGCCAUCUGGGCGCAUUGGUUAAAUAUCCAAUCAAUCCCUUUGAAAUUUAGCAAAAAUUAGUUGAAAUCAUUAAUUUACUGUAUGACCUCAUGUCACUUAAAAAUAUUAUUUUUGAUAAAUAUUUGAAGUGGGCGCAUAAUGCCAUCUGGGCGCAUUGGUUAAAUAUCCAAUCAAUCCCUUUGAAAUUUAGCAAAAAUUAGUUGAAAUCAUUAAUUUACUGUAUGACCUCAUGUCACUUAAAAAUAUUAUUUUUGAUAAAUAUUUGAAGUGGGCGCAUAAUGCCAUCUGGGCGCAUUGGUUAAAUAUCCAAUCAAUCCCUUUGAAAUUUAGCAAAAAUUAGUUGAAAUCAUUAAUUUACUGUAUGACCUCAUGUCACUUAAAAAUAUUAUUUUUGAUAAAUAUUUGAAGUGGGCGCAUAAUGCCAUCUGGGCGCAUUGGUUAAAUAUCCAAUCAAUCCCUUUGAAAUUUAGCAAAAAUUAGUUGAAAUCAUUAAUUUACUGUAUGACCUCAUGUCACUUAAAAAUAUUAUUUUUGAUAAAUAUUUGAUUAACUAGCUCAGAAUAUUUUGUCAAUUUUUAGGCUCAGCUAUCGGAUUUACACUUCUGGAAGGAAUUUAUCAAGGAGAGUUUUGAUUUAACUGUCGAAAGUGAUAUUGAGAAAUUAGAAGGUUCAUUAUAUAAGUGGUCACAUCCAGACGUUUGGUAAUCAUUGGCAUUUGGUGUCCUUAAAGUGCCUAUGACACGAAAUUUCACCCCAAAGGUUUAUGGUUGCAUUGUAAACAUCACUUAAAAUGACUUAAUCAUUUCUUUUAUAGAAUUUUGGUAACUUGCUCCAUUUUCAAGAUAUUCAACUUUGUUUCAUAUGCAAAUAUCACCGGUGUGACAUCACAUCACAUAAUGCGUUUUCAGAAAAGUAUAGAUUUCUUGACGAAUACGUAUCUAAAAAACUUAAAGAUUGCCCUUGUAUGUAUUAACUUCAUAACAGCUAAUUAUUAACCCUCUGUAUUUGUUUGUAAAAAUAUUUUAUCAAGGUAAAGUAUUGCGUUUUCAAAAUGUCAUUAUGCGAUGUGAUGUCACACCGGUGAUAUUUGCAUAUGAAACAAAGUUGAAUAUCUUGCAAAGGAAGCAAGUUACCAAAAUUCUAUAAAAGAAAUUAUUAAGUCAUUUUAAGUGAUCUUAGUUUACAAUGCAGUCAUAAACAUUUGGGGUUAAAUUUCGUGUCAUAGGCACUUUAAUAUACAGUAGAUAAGCAUGAUUAAAUCCAUCAACUGAAGGCCUUAAUUGUUGGAAUCAGUCUUCCUGAUGACCUGUGUCCUCUGACUAGAGCAUCCAGGCUGCCUAAUAUCUGUCCUUACCGCCAAAUUCAGUUGUGUGUCAAUGUAUACAAGUUUUCAUUUUAUCCAAGAACUAUAUAUCGUUACCUGGAAUCAUCAAAAGUUCGUAUCGCCGCCACUCCCACAAACGUCAAUGACCACACCUAUACGCAUUUUUGCAUGUUUACAAUUCUAAUUUUAAACAGCCAAUCGACGUUUAAUAAUGUAGUUGUUACCAAGAACCGGAUUGGCUGUUUUGAAUUGUAAACAUGCAAAAAUAUGUAGGUAGGUGCGGUCGUAUACGUUUGUGGGAGUGGCGGCGAUACAAAUUUUUGAUGUGAUGCCACAGUUCGGUGAGAUCCGUAAUAACACCCCCUCCACUUUUCAGUGAACCAGUUUGUAAAUUAGUCAAUUGAUAGAAUGCUUGCGGUAAACUCUUAACUAUCGUCGGUAAAUUUUUUAACAUGAAUAUUGAAUAUAUCGGCCAGCUCCAUGAGUCUAAAGCCGGUUUUCCACUUCGCCCGUGCCGAAACGUACUGGGGAGCAUGCGCAGAUUGAAAAGAGGUUUAUAAAUCCACGUACUUCAUGGUGUAUUCGCGUAUCAAAAUGAAAAAUUUGUCGCAAGUCAACUUUUUGGCGUACUGCGGAAGUUCACGAAAAUUCACGAAAUUUUGAAAUUUAAAAACGUUUUUGAUACUUUUCGGUACGGUACGGUUGAACUGAAAAACCGGCUUAACAAUUGUACAUAUAGAAUCAGGAAUCAGGUUUUAUAAUGUUUAAUUGACUUUAAGCUUAUAACGCGAUAUAACGCGAUAUCGUCAUUUGAAACACCAGCUUUUACAGUUUUGACUUUUAAGCAAGCUACUAUAACAGGAAAUUUAAGGAUCGAUGAAUUUGCGCCAUUACAAACCCAAAUGAAGUGGGUAUCUUUAUGUACUGCCUGCUAAACUUAAAACGUUGUAUGAUAAGUUCAUCAUUUAGUCAGUAAAAUUGGGAUGCUUCACCUUCCCCCACUCACAAAGUCCAAACCACACCACUGUCCAAUAAUACGUGUCACUUUUUAAACCAAUGGAAAUUACGUAUAUGAAAUCCCUGAACGUCCUUGAAUUUGGAAACAAAAAUUCAAGGUUUGAAGUCCUUGAGUUUAUAAAGAAGUGCUUGAAAGUACAGUAUUUAAAUUGUUCUUGCUUUUAUUAGUGGACAUUUUCUGAAAUUGUUUGGCAUUAAGAAUUGGACAUUUUGUAAGUUGAUUUUGUUCAUUUCUUACAAAUUGGGCCAAAGCUGUUUGCAAUUCAUUAAAGUUGCCGUUUCACAGUUUAACGUCACUUUUUGCUGAUUCCUAACACCUUCUUUUCAGCCUUUAGUCCUUGAAUUUCUUGAUACAUGACUUUGAAAGUCCUUGAAACGUCCUUGAAUUAAACUCUUCCUGACCUGGACGAACUCUGGACGUCCACUUUAAUUUAUAAGCACCAGGCCCUUGAUUUAUAAUAGCAGCCAUCCUCGUUCCCAGGGCUUCUCGGCUGCCUGAAGCCCCGGGAACGAGAAUGAAUAGCAGCUUGGUAUAGCUGACCAAGCUAACCUGUAAAAUAUACAGUUAGUAGUUAAUUAUUAUUAUUUGUCAGGAGGCAUGCAUAUCAGCGGAAAUCGCCCUAGUGUUUUGCAGUUUUGGAUCAGAAAAGCUACAAGUUUCGAAUGCUUUUUUUAUGUCGAAUUAUCGGACAAGAAUUUGUCAUCGGACAAGAAUUUGUCCUGUAGUUUUAUAAUUUAUUGAACUAUUGGCAGAAGUACAUUUGAUAGAUCAGUCAUGAAUUAUUUUCCUUUUUCGCCAAGGGCUUGUUAUUUUCGAAACGUUGAUCAGGAGGAUGCUUAUGUAAUCCGUCCUUUUCCUUCAAUGUGGAAAUGUGGUGUAGUCGUUCCAGAUGGUUUAGAUCCAAUGGCUUUCGACACAAAGCGUUUGCAAGGCCUGUGUAGAUCUUUAGAUAUCCUAAUUCACAUGAAAGAAGGUAUAAAGGAAUUUGGACUUGAAUGUGGUAAGGAUCUGUAAUAUAUGGCAUAUAGUAUUAUACAUACAUUAGGGCUCGAAUUUUAUUGCGGCAAUUGCCGUAGAGGGAGAACAAAAUGCCGUGGAUCAUUGCGUUGCAUGUGCAUUACCACUUUGAUACUUGAAUUCAGAUGUUGAUCAAAUCAUGCGUAUAUUACUAUUUUAGACUCAGUUUUCUUCGAAAAAAAACACUAAAGAAAUAUACGUAAACAUGUUUCUAGCUUGUUCAAAAUCCAAAGUAUAACAAUAAUAUUGAAGUUUUAUUACAGUAUAAUUUGCCAAAUUAGCCGUACACAGCUGUUACGAUCUACGACAAUUUUUAACGCCAUUGCCGUCGAUUGAUUUCAGGGAAAUUCGAGGCUUGACAUACGUAUGUUUAAAUUUAUGGCGGGAGUGGAACCGAAGAGAAAAGGGUUGGGUAAACAAAAUUUUGAGUGAGUAAAAGGUUGGGUAAAUGAAAAACAAAACAACUCAGGGGUUGGGUAAUAAAAAUUUAUUGUUAUUUCCAGAAUAUAUGGCUCACUCAAAUGUCGAAGACUAAAAAGCAAUAUGUCAAUACAAUAUGUCAAUCAUUGAAUCGAUCUUCAAUCUUUGCCAGAAACUAUGGGACAGCUGCUGUAAUUUCAUAUAAUUUGAAAGGAAUAGCGCCCCCGUUCCCCCAGUAUCAGGAAAUGGUAUAUUACAACCGAAUGCAUGUGAAAACUAGAUUGUCCCAAUCUGUAUUGUCAAAGAUUGAAUCUUUGACAAUAUAGAUUGGGACAAUCUAGUUUUCACAUGCAUUCGGUUGUAAUAUACCAUUUCCUGAUACAUAUUUUCCACCCUCCCUCCCCCCACCCGUUUCAAUGUUGGCGCCGCGUAUCCAGACAUCAGAUUUUUGUUGGCCCAACAUUGAACUGGGGGAACGGGGGGCGCUAUUCCUUUCAAAUUAUAUGAAAUUACAGCAGCUGUCCCAUAGUUUCUGGCAAAGAUUGUCUUGGUGGUGAUCAAUGGUCUUUGGAAUUUGGUAAUUAAACGUUUUAGUUUUAAGUUUAUACCGCCCAAUAACAUUUAUUCCAGUAUCGAAGCAUAUGUGGGCAAGUUUUGGUAGUUUUACAUACUAUCCAUUUAUUCCGGUGUGUGUGUGUUAUUUUUAACACUUUAUAUACCAAUACAGGUACGUGUGCUACUAGCUAUAAUGCUUAAUAAGCACGUUUAUAUUCACGUCUAAUAUCAUCAUAGCUCUCUUCUUUGUGAAAAAUCCGCGGAAAUUUACUCAAAAGUUACAUGCUGUCUUUGGAAUGAUGCAAAAGACCAUAAUUACAACGAACCUGGAACCGAACUAUUCAGAAAUGAUCGGUUUGUGAGUCGAGUAGGUUUAAAUCUCAUCUCACAACAUAUCAAACUGCGGGAAGGACAAAUAAAUAUGCAUUGUUUUCGCAUUUUACAAACUUAUACUUGAGAACUGGGGCCAUUUCCAAGCUAAAUUUCAUUUGCAGUAUAAGAUUUAUAGCACAGUUCAUAACGCAGCCAGUAGCCAAAUUUCAUACGUCUCAUAUUACACGAAGCUCACCAACGAUUCUCGGUCUAAAACGCUGAUUUGCGUUACUAUAAAUUUUACUUAUCUUACAUUUUAUAUCCUUGCGGGUACAAGAAACCAUUUUCCUUAAUUACAAUCGGUUAACUUUGCAGAUAUCCCUUUUUAAGUUCGUUUUUGAACGAAGCUCACUACAAAACUGUAAAUAAAUCUAUAGAUCUCAUUGGCUAUUUUAUGACAGAAAGUGAGAAUCGUUGCUAGAAAAUCAUUCGUAUCUUAGUUCGUUACGAAAACUUGGAAAAUCGUCCUAUCUUAAUACAAGUAAGUAAUACCAUUACUCUUAAAUUUAACUUAAUUCAACUUGUAGACAUCAUGAAGCUGUGUACGCAGUUAUAUUUUCAUAAUUUCUUCACCUCUUUUAGUCCUCUAGCAAUUUCGUUGCACACGGAUAAUUUUCGUGUAUGCUGUGUUAUACAAUGUUUGCGUAUGCGUGUGUUAGGAAAUAGCUAAAAUCGGGCUGAAACAUCACGUAUAUUUAAAAUCAGAAUUAGAUGCUUGUAGUGCUACAUUUUAGUCACAAUUCAUUGAAUUCCAUGCAUGGUAACAGCAUUGGAACUCUAUUUAAAGAAAAUUGACAACUGAGCCAUCUUGUUAGUAUAACUAAGCGCGUAUAUGUGACAAUGAGAUCAAUAUAGAAACGAAUCUCACCACGAAUCUCACCAUAUUUUCAUGGGCUCACACGUGAUAAAAGCCUUAAUAGGAGACAAUAUGAAACAAAUUCAACCUAGGCAUCUAAAAUACAACAUAUUUUACAAGAUAGGACGAUUUUCCAAGUUUUCGUAACGAACUAAGAUACGAAUGAUUUUCUAGCAACAAUUCUCACUUUCUGUCAUAAAAUAGCCAAUGAGAUAUAGAUUUAUUUACAGUUUUGUAGUGAGCUUCGUUCAAAAACGAACUUAAAAAGGGAUAUCUGCAAAGUUAACCGAUUGUAAUUAAGGAAAAUGGUUUCUUGUACCCGUAAGCAUAUAAAAUGUAAGAUAAGUAAAAUUUAUAGUAACGCAAAUCAGCGUUUUAGACCGAAAAUCGUUGGUGAGCUUCGUGUAAUAUGAGACGUAUGAAAUUUGGCUACUGGCUGCGUUAUGAACUGUGCUAUAAAUCUUAUACUGCAAAUGAAAUUUAGCUUGGAAAUGGCCCCAGUUCUCAAGUAUAAGUUUGUAAAAGGCGAAAACAAUGCAUAUUUAUUUGUCCUUCCCGCAGUUUGAUAUUUUGUGAGAUGAGAUUUAAACCUACUCGACUCACAAACCGAUCAUUUCUGAAUAGUUCGGUUCCAGGUUCGUCGUAAUUAUGGUCUUUUGCAUCAUUCCAAAGACAGCAUGUAACUUUUGAGUAAAUUUCCGCGGAUUUUUCACAAAGAAGAGAGCUAUGAUGAUAUUAGACGUGAAUAUAAACGUGCUUAUUAAGCAUUAUAGCUAGUAGCACACGUACCUGUAUUGGUAUAUAAAGUGUUAAAAAUAACACACACACCCCGGAAUAAAUGGAUAGUAUGCAAAACUACCAAAACUUGCCCACAUAUGCUUCGAUACUGGAAUAAAUGUUAUUGGGCGGUAUAAACUUAAAACUAAAACGUUUAAUUACCAAAUUCCAAAGACCAUUGAUCACCACCAAGACAAUCUUUGCCAGAAACUAUGGGACAGCUGCUGUAAUUUCAUAUAAUUUGAAAGGAAUAGCGCCCCCCCCCCCGUUCCCCCAGUUCAAUGUUGGGCCAACAAAAAUCUGAUGUCUGGAUACGCGGCGCCAACAUUGAAACGGGUGGGGAGAGGGAGGGUGGAAAAUAUGUAUCAGGAAAUGGUAUAUUACAACCGAAUGCAUGUGAAAACUAGAUUGUCCCAAUCUACAGGGUGUAUCAAAAUAAACGCAAUUCAUCUUUUGUGCUUAAUAACUUUCGAAAUACUAUUUCUAGUUAAACGCUUUUAGGCUUACUUCAAAGCCUGUUCUUUUCUCUUUCAAACAAACUAUUAUCCUGGUCUCCAAUGCUAGCAAUAAUUGCACAGGAAAAGAUUUAGUAAAACCUAUCAUUUUUAGUUGCUGUUUAAUUAUGCAAGUUUACUAUAUGUUAUUGUUUAGUCGGCUUAAAUGUUAGAAUUUUCUUCUUUAAACUUUAAUGUUGUCGUCACUACAUCUGGAAAACCACGUAAGAACAAAUUAAAAGUAUUUUAAAAGAGACCAGGUUGUUUGAAAAUCCUAAACGAAUGCUAAAAUCGUCAAAACAUUCUGGUGUCUGAGCCAGAGUGUCAUCGAAUUGCGAUGUAAUGUAAGCAGAAAUUAUAGCAAGUUGAUGUCAGUCAGCUUAGAUGGUCCAAGCCAAAAUUAUGUCGCAUUUGAAGUUUCAAACUGAGUUAAAAAUAGUGGAAGAAAAGCCGUAAUUAUACUUAUUGUUACAAUCCAUUUAAUAAAAUGCAACAUUUUUUUGUUUUAAUGAAAAAUCAGUUAUUUUCAUGAGAACGAUUUGUUAUUCCAUCUCAAUUUUUUUAAUCUCCAAUCGCAAUAACGUAAAUUAUUAUUACCCGCGAACCAAUGAGUCAAAUUUAAGAAACAACCCACUGUUAGAAAGCUGAAUGGCUACGCUUUAAAAUGAAUGUAAACUUUAACGUUUUCGUCUAUUAUUUGUUUAGCAAUUUACAUUUCAGUCGAGGAUUGCGCUUUUUUUGAUACACCCUGUAUAUUGUCAAAGAUUGUUGAUUAUUUUCCGAGUUGUCAGCAGGCAAAUGGUGUCUCCAAAGAAAGCACACGUGCAGACAACAUGAAAAUUGCACAAGCAGUUAUCAAACUCAUGUCAAAGAAGUGGUAAAGGACAUGUGACAACUGAACGGUAUCCUUUUGUAAAGUUUUUGGCCAGGGGUGGGUAUUUACUGUAUAUUUUUAAUUGAUAUUUAAGGUUGGGUAAAAAAAAUAUUUUGACUUUUUAAUGGUUGAAUCGGCAAAAUGCAUAUGAAGAAAAAUAUUUUCUUCGGUGCUUGCACCCCACACACACACACACACACACACUAUAAAUAAUGACCGGUCCCUAUAACUAAUCCGCAUUUUUUGUGUUUAUAGGCAAGGAGUGCAGUGGGAAUGAAGGUAGCAAUACUUUAUCAGUAGUCCUCAUGCCAUGGGAGGGUGACGAAAUCAUACCAGACAAGUUGACCGUCUUCAGCAAGAUAUUUCAAUUUUACCAGGAAAUAUGGGAGGACCAAUUGGACCAAAACGAGCGUUUUGAUAAUAAAUUACCUUUUCACUUGGUUGAUCAUGUUCGUGAAGAGAAUAAAAGAAAAUCACCAUGUUUGAACAAAGUUUUUGGUCGUCCUAGUUCAUAUUACUGGAGUAACUGCACAGAACACGAAUUCAUCUACAAAAGAGAACUGGCUUUCUUUACAUGGCUUCAGAACAUUAUGGUCCCAAGUAGACGUUAUAUUGCCGGAUCUGGUAAGAUGAAUCCUGUCACGGAAUUUUUUAUAACGAAACUUGCUCCGGGCUGGGUUGGCGGAAUACUGACAGGCGAAACGUGGACAUGAUAAUUUACGAUUUUGCCAAAUAAUUAAAUAUUAUAUAACUAUAUCAAUUCUAAUUGUUUAAAAAAAAAAUAUCAGUAGAGCUGUAAGGAAUCCUACACAGAACAAAUCUGAUUGUAUAUGUAUAUGUUGUGGUGGCAUGCAUGUACAGAAUCAUAUAUUGCUUGCUAUAUUUCUAACUUUAGCUUAAGUUUUAUUUGGAAGGCAUUUUUUUUCAAUGUCACGUAGGCCUAAUUGCAAUGAAAAGUGUUCAAAACCUAAAAUCCUUUUGGCGUUCCUCUCAAAAUUACUUUGUUUUAGCUUUAUUCUCUAGUUUAUAGAGUUAGCGACCUUUUUAAGUGCAUCUGCUGAUAGAGAAACAAAAUACUGAUACUAC
Messenger RNA from Paramuricea clavata, 10794 nucleotides. The record is from the annotation of a GenBank genome assembly. NCBI's taxonomy places the organism in Eukaryota, Metazoa, Cnidaria, Anthozoa, Malacalcyonacea, Plexauridae.